Saxophila tyrrhenica is the source of this 1644-nucleotide messenger RNA. RefSeq lists its product as uncharacterized. Lineage: Eukaryota; Fungi; Ascomycota; Dothideomycetes; Mycosphaerellales; Extremaceae. The record is from RefSeq and is a predicted model, not a curated record. The coding region runs from base 1 to 1644 and encodes 547 amino acids. The transcript has 2 exons.
AUGGACGGCUUCCUCCAAGCAGACACCGAAAACGUGCGAAUCUCCAAGUCGCCCAGACGCUCACCCCAGAUCACCGAAUCCCUCACGUCUCCCAUCCGCUCCGUCCAAGCCCUGCAGAUGGAAUCACUCCACUCCCAAGCCGACGUCGGCAUGCGAACGACAGACUUCUUCGAGGACUCCUCCGAACCCUCUCUGCACAGCGAAGACCACGGCGUCGUAGCCCCAGACGCCAAUCUUAUCGACCGGAACGAGACGGCGGAGAAGAGGCGACAGACGUUUCCCUCAAGCGAACCGUUCGCGCCACAAUCGGAAAGUCGUCCUGGAAGGGCUGGACAGGACCGGCAGGGCUAUCAGCGUUUGGCAGCGCAGGAGGCCCCGCCCCGUCCUCGCCGCAUGAACACGGCAAGCAGCUCUUUCAAUGGCUCGGUCGACGAGCUGCUUCCGCAAGAACAUCCAAGCAGUCCUCCUGAGCUGCGCAGAUCCCGCAACGUAACGGGAUACACGCCGCGAAGCUCCGCGCUCCUCGAUCGGCAGGAGCUUCAUCAUAGCUUGAUGCCAACCCCAAAAGUCGACCCGACACUCGGCGCAUACGCUAUCGCGCACGAGAUAACUCUCAACGCCCUGAUGAGAGACGAAGCAGCAUUGGAUCGAAGUCUGCAGUCCUUCGCUCCGUUGUCCGCCGAAGGACGCCAGUCCAUCCUCACAACUGCCUUUGAUCCACGUAGUCCGCGUCGGCCCGACUUCUCUUCGCCAGCGACUGCGAAGAAGUCAGUCCACGUAGUGCCGCCACCCAUCGAUACGACUGUGCCGAAGCGAUCGAUACCGGCAGAUAUAGUGCGUACGCCGUACCCAUUCUCUCCGGAUCAUCCGAAACGGAAAGACUUUGGCCAGAACAGUCCUGCGUCAGCUGGUGUGGGAUGUGCGUCGAGUACGGAGAGCACGCUCACAGUGAGCAUCCGGCGAAGGAACGCGAACAGCAAGGCCCGCGUCACCAGCUUGACCAUCCCGGCGACGAACGACUUCACGGCUGUUCGAUCACACAGCGUUGGUGCGAAGGAAAGGCACUUCAAAGCUCUGGACUUUGAUGAUUCGCAGUUCUUCCUGGAGCUGCGACGGUACUACAAAGAGUUGAGCGGGCCACUUCGCUUCCUCAGUGCUCGGUCGUUGAGGCGAAUCGCUGUCAGCGGUGCGGCUACGAAGGCGGCAGAUGUUGGCGAGGAGCAGAUAUUGCGACACUAUCGCAAACCCGCGCUAGGCCAGUCGAGGUACGCAUUUGUGCACUGGGCGCAUCGUCUGGCAUCUGCGACAUCCAGUCGAUUCGAGAGAUCUGAGGGCGGAACACCAGAAGGUGAGAGCAAGGAGACUCCAAUUUCGAGCGAGCAUCCGGAAGGUCUUGAGUUCGUCGUUUCGUGGUCGGUGCUACGCAUACUGGUGGCGAUGCUGCUGGUGUUUGCGCUCAGUACUGCUGCGGCGCUGCUAUGGAUCUUCCUGGGGCGCAGCACAUCAGCCGACUGGCCGCCUAGGGGAGGGUUCAGAGAUGCUGGGGAUCGCGUCGGAGCAGGCGUCCUGGUUGGCAUAUGCGUGCUGCUGUUCGGUGCCAGCAGCAUAGCUGGGUGGCUUGGGUUGAGUUGGCUUGUCAUAUAA